GUGUGAAAAAUCAAACACGAGCUCGGGUUGUUCACCGGAAACCGUGAAAACAAAAUAAAACGCGUUUCUGAAAGUGCUUUUAUUCUGAAGGGACCGGAAGAGUGUUUGCCGCUGGCAACUAGCUUCACAGACCCGGAAGUGACCGGAAACAAACAUCAAUCUGUCGGUAACUCGCUUGUCGGUCGGUGAGCAGCCGUACGUGUCCCGGUGUCUGUCAGCACGAGGACUCACGGUACCGAGCCGGUACCGGCAGUUUGUAACAGCCCCGGAGAUAAAACAUCGUCCGUUACCUUUAGCCGCAGUUAGCCUAGCCUAGCAGCGUUAGCUCGGUUGGACCGGAACAGACCGGACCCGUUUCCACCAUGGGAGCCCACCGCAGUGAGGGAGGCCGGGACUGGCUGCAGCAGGACGGGCCGGAGCCGCCGGAGCAGCUCCCGAAGCCGUGGAACUUGAUGAUCAAACACAGACAGAUUCACAGACGAGGACGACGCUCACACAUGACAGUCAGUUAUACGGAUCCUCAGGUGUCCAUGGACCUCCUGAGGGCGGUGCUUCAGCCCAGCUUCAACGAUGACAUCAUGGCCGUGUUCAGGAAGUACCAGAAGUUCUUUGAGAAAGCGGCGGAGAACGUGAAGGAGAACGUUGGAGAGGACGUUCAGACGGAUCAGCUGAUCAAAGAGGCCUGCAGGAACGUUCUGGAACAUGCCAAACAACUGUUUCCAGAGGGGGAGGUGAAGAGGCCGGGGUCAGAGGUCGCCAUCAAGAGAUCCAGAGCAGCUGACGAAGACUGCAGUCAGAGAGGAAGCCCCGUUCUCAAGAAGAGGAAGAACCGUGUGAGUGCUGCGGUCGUUUCUGAUCGACCUUUGACCUUCUCCAGUCAAGUGAAGCUGAAGUCUGAUCCCAUCAAGAGAGAAGGACCCAAGUGGGAUCCGUCCAGACUGAACGACAGCAGCACGUUUGUUCUCGGCUCCAGAGCCAACAAGGCGCUGGGGAUGGGCGGGACCAGAGGACGCAUCUAUAUCAAACAUGCUGACCUGUUUAAGUAUGCAGCAGAUGCCAAAGACAAACAAUGGCUGGCAGAGAGACACCACAUGAGAGCGACAGGCGGGAAGAUGGCCUACCUGCUGAUCGAAGAGGACAUCCAGAAUCUGUCUCGCAGUGACGAGUAUAAGGACUGUCCGGACGUCAGGAUGGACGAGCUGAAGCCGUUCUCGGUGCCGCUGUGGAUGGUGGAGAAGAUGCAGAGAGCCAUGGAGGCUCAGAGAGACGCCGACCCCUGACUGGUCAUGUGACCGGCAGGCUCUGAACUGAUUGGCUCCUUCCACUGUUUUUUUUUAUUUUUACUGUUUUUAAAAAAUGAAAUAAAAACACGUCUGACAGAUGAA
Thunnus maccoyii (southern bluefin tuna) is the source of this 1385-nucleotide messenger RNA. RefSeq names its product deoxynucleotidyltransferase terminal-interacting protein 1 (gene dnttip1). The record is from RefSeq and is a predicted model, not a curated record. Bases 363 to 1280 code for a protein of 305 amino acids. Gene Ontology annotation, molecular function: nucleosome binding; DNA binding. Lineage: Eukaryota; Metazoa; Chordata; Actinopteri; Scombriformes; Scombridae. Gene Ontology annotation, cellular component: nucleus. The transcript is spliced from 13 exons.